AUGGCGCAGAAAGAAGUUGAUCUGAAUCAAGAGAGCUUCUGCUGUUCCAUCUGUCUGGAUCUGCUGAAGGAUCCGGUGACUAUUCCCUGUGGACACAGCUACUGCAUGAAAUGUAUUGAAGGAUUCUGGGAUGGAGAGGAGAAAAUCCCCAGCUGUCCUCAGUGUAGGAAGACCUUCACACCGAGGCCUGUUCUGGUGAAAAAUGUCAUGUUUGCUGCUGUAAUGGAUCAGCUGAAGAAGACUGGACUCCAAGCUGCUCCUGCUGAUCACUGCUAUGCUGGACCUGAAGAUGUGUCCUGUGACGUCUGCUCUGGAAGAAAACUGAAAGCUAUUAAGUCCUGUUUGAUUUGUCUGGCCUCUUACUGUGAGAAACACCUUCAGCCUCAUUUGGAUGCAGCUGCAUUCAAGAAACACAAGCUGGUGGAACCCUCCGGGAACCUGCAGGAGAACAUCUGCUCCAUUCAUGAUGAGGUGAUGAAGAUGUUCUGUCGCACUGAUCAGAAGUGUAUCUGUUGUAUCUGCCCUGUGGAAGAACACAAGGGACAUAAAAUAGUGUCAGCUGCAGCAGAAAGGAUGGAGAGGCAGAGAGAGCUGGAGGAGAGUCAACAACAAAUCCAGCAGAGAAUCCAGGACAGAGAGAAGGAGAUAAAGCUGCUUCAACAGGAGGCGGAGGCCAUCAAUCACUCUGCUGAUCAAACAGUGAAAGACAGUGAGAAGAUCUUCACUCAGAUGAUCCGUCUCAUCCAGAAAAGAAGCUGUGAUGUAAAGCAGCAGAUCAGAUCCCAGCAGCAAACUGAAGUGAGUCGAGUCAAAGAUCUUCAGGAGGAGCUGCAGCAGGAGAUCACUGACUCUUCUGUCAUUUUGUUGGUAAGAGAAGAACGAAGCUGA
Messenger RNA from Oryzias melastigma (Indian medaka), 888 nucleotides. Its product is annotated as E3 ubiquitin/ISG15 ligase TRIM25-like. Lineage: Eukaryota; Metazoa; Chordata; Actinopteri; Beloniformes; Adrianichthyidae. Bases 1 to 888 code for a protein of 295 amino acids. Gene Ontology annotation, molecular function: zinc ion binding. The record is from RefSeq and is a predicted model, not a curated record. The transcript is spliced from 2 exons.